AUGCUCUUUCUCAAUCUGCCGCUGGAGAUCAGGUACGGAAUCUACCGGUGGGUUAUCUGCUCCGCUACCAAACCACCUCCUUCUCCCGCCAGGGAUCGACGGAAUCGUCGGAUCCUACCCGAUGGCAGUAGAGAUACUCAGAGAAUUUUUCACCGCACGCCUGACAACCCUGCUCUCUCUCUUCUUCGGGUGAAUAAACAGGUCAGCGAGGAAGUCAGCAACUUUCUCAUGUACCUCCCCACCAGUAAUUACCACGUCGACAUCAUGUGCGUUAAGGAGUCUGGUCUUUGGCCUACUUGGUCGGUUCCGCCGCCUCUACCUGGAAAGGGGAGUUUUUCCGCAUCCACACAGUACAUUGACUUCGUGUACGCGACACUCCGGAUAUUCAAUCCGCCCAAGGCAAUGAGAAGCUAUUUUCGCAAUGGAUUGACGUUCCACUUGAGCUAUGGGCAGCAAGACCCCGUUAUGGCUGGAUUCUACGGGCUGCUAGAAGCGUUCUUCCAUCGUGGACCUGGCUUUAUGGACCGCAGCCGCCCUGAAGACGAUCUGGGUGUUGCCCCUAGAUAUGUCGUUAAGGAUAUCAUUAUCGAUAUCACGGCACCUCCAGAUGCCUCGAAGCAUAGGAGUGUCAUCGUAGACGAUCUACAUUACCGGCCCGACCGCCUCACUUCACGAUAUGCGGGGCAUGACGACGAGUCGGUGGCGCCGGAGGAGCGUCUAGCAGCGCUCAUGUCCCGACAUUUGGACAUGCUUUUAUCGUUUACUCCAAAGUUGCUGAAUAAAGGGAUGCUUGUUUAUGAGCAGAUAUCCGGCUCGUUCGUUUUCAUGUUUUGCGGGCAAGUGUAUAAGAGGGUCGAGGUAGAGGCGUGCCUGCAGAGGUUGGAGGAGGUCUAUCUAGGCCCUGAUGGUGAACCCGAUUUAAAUUACAGGGAAAGAUUCAAGAGAUGGAGGAGAUGGGUUGAUGAGAGACGGGAGAGGAUGAAAGAGGGCCUUGAUCUGAGUACUCAUCGGCCUGUUCAAGAGCUGAGAGGGUAG
Molecule: messenger RNA, 1035 nt
Organism: Clonostachys rhizophaga
Lineage: Eukaryota; Fungi; Ascomycota; Sordariomycetes; Hypocreales; Bionectriaceae
Source: the annotation of a GenBank genome assembly